Molecule: messenger RNA, 1522 nt
Organism: Cynoglossus semilaevis (tongue sole)
Lineage: Eukaryota; Metazoa; Chordata; Actinopteri; Pleuronectiformes; Cynoglossidae
Gene: rassf6
Product: Ras association domain family member 6
Exons: 11
Coding region: 302-1312 (336 amino acids)
Biological process (GO): signal transduction
Source: RefSeq, a predicted model, not a curated record
GGGCGGAGUUUGAGUUCUACUGCUGCUGCUGCUGCUGCUGCUGCUGCACACUGUCACCACUGGUUACUGGGUGGAGCACUGUUAUUAACUGUGGUGGAGGAGAAAGAGAGAGAGAGAGAGAGAGAGAGAGAGAGAGAGAGAGAUAAAUAUAACACAGAAACAGACAAAGCGACAGACUCAGUCCGAGCUCUGAUUGGUCAGAUGUCACUCACGUAUCUUCCAGACACCGGACUGACUUUCGUUGUUCCUCCUUGUACCUGCGGCUGCCACGUGAUGUCGCUGUAGUUCUGGUGAAGCAGAGAUGAAUGAAGCAGCUGUGCUCCCCUUCAUCCAGGCAGGAGACGGAAGGACCCUGUCCAGAGCUGAGUUCCUGUCACUGCUCAACACCUACAACUGUUUCCUGAAGGACCAGACUCAGCUCCACCUCAGCUUCUCUCAGGCGGCGGACGGAGAAGUGGUGGUGGAAGGUAUCCUGAAUAUCUGCUGGGGGGUGAGGAGACCAAUCAGGCUGAAGAUACAGGACGACAAGCAGAUGCCCAGCAGUCCAGUCAGUCCAGUGGGGAAUAAGAGAGGAAUGACUCGGUGGGGAGAAUAUUCUGACCUUCAUCAGAUCGAUGAGAUGUCAGAGACGGUCCAGGAAACCGUGGUCACGGAGCCGACACCAGAGCCUGUUGUGUACGAGAGCAGCACCCUGCGUCCAGUGAGGCCGAAGAACCAGGAGCUGGAGGACGAGUCCAAUCUGUUCCGCUGCAUGAGUGACGCAUCGUUGGUCAAGAGGAGACGAGGACGAGGGAAGACGGCCGCACAGAGAGAGAGCGAACGGCAGCACCGCUUUUCUAUCAAUGGACAUUUCUACAACUACAAGACGUCGAUCUUCACUCCUUCCUUCGGAACUCCGACUAAAGUUCGUAUCUCCAGCAGCAUGACGACAGACCAGGUGAUCCAGGAGCUCCUGAACAAGUUCAAGAUAGAGAACGACCCACAGGAGUUCGCUCUGUACUGUCUUCACCAGAGUGGAGAGAAGAAGAAGCUCAGUAACAGAGAGCAGCCGCUGUGGGAGCGAAUCCUGCAGGGACCGUCUGAUGACAUCAUGAAGAUCUUCCUGAUGGACGUGGAUGAACGGGAGGUCAGCAACGAUGUGGCGCAGUAUCUGAACCUUGAGCUUCCCAUCCUGGAGCACAUUCUCCUGAAACUGAGAGAAGAAGAACACAGAGAGAUACAGAGGGUCAUAGAGAAGUACCACAGACAGCACAGACUUUUGUCCCGUAUGUUGAGCGGUAAGACGUCGCCUCAUGUUGAGACCAGCGUCUGAUUCACCGUCAUGUGACCAAAUGUUCUGCUGUUAAAGAUGAUGUCACUUCCUUUGGACAUGGAGUGAAUCCAAACUGGUCCUGCUCCUCUUCAUCACCUACAGCUUUUUUUCUUUUAUGUUUUAGUCACAAAAUGAGGAUUUUUUUAAAACUUUGCAAACAUGAAAAAAAAAGUGUAAAUUAUUGUAAAUAAAUAUUGUUUGGGACCAAAA